This is a messenger RNA of Dioszegia hungarica, 570 nucleotides long. RefSeq lists its product as uncharacterized. Lineage: Eukaryota; Fungi; Basidiomycota; Tremellomycetes; Tremellales; Bulleribasidiaceae. The record is from RefSeq and is a predicted model, not a curated record. Bases 1 to 570 code for a protein of 189 amino acids. The transcript has 2 exons.
AUGCUUCCUCCCCUCCGCCGUCUCCUCCCCGUCCUCCUCCUUCUUCUCCUCGCGCAGCUCAAUACCUGCUCCGCCGCCCUCGCGUCCAAUCCCGGAGAUUUCAACGUCGUGACCUGCGGUGCAGACAAGGGCAUCACACCAGACUGUACCGCUCGGAUCUCGACGACCGAGCUUCGAGCUCUUCGGGCGAUCCGGAUGCGCCUCAAGCUGUUCAUCCGGGAUCAGUCGGGCCGGGAGGAGGUGCCGCUGACGAUGGCGUAUGAGGGGAUCGAGGAGGAGGGAUGGACACCCGAGGUGUCAGGCACGCUGGCGGAGCAGGAUGUCUGGGAGUCGGAGGAAGGCGGGCCAGCGACAGAGGACUACACCUACUUUGCUGACAUCCGCCGCCGCCCAGACUCAGCCGGCAUGCAACACCCCGCGCUUCGCAUGCUAGAUCGGGAGGCGUAUACACCAGACGGCGUCGCGGGGCGGAAAGAGAUGCGGCGGUCGAGGUGGAGAGGGAAGAAGGUGGAGCCAUUGGAUCUGGACGCGUGGUAUGCUGGCACACCAAUGUCCAUGGGCAGGCGGUAG